AUGGAAGCAGUAACAAAGCUGCUACCCGACGACGUGCUCGCGGACAUCCUCCGCCGUCUCCCGCCGCACAGCCUCACGGCGUCACGCUGCGUCUGCAAGGCGUGGCACGCCAUGAUCGACGCCGGGCACCUGCUGCGGGCAGACCUCCUUCCGCACACGCUCGGCGAGAUCUUCAUAUACUUCCGCUUCCUACCAUUGUUUUGGGUCUCGGAGCUCUUCCGUCCGUCGACCAGGACCGCGGUCUCCGGCGACCUCAGUUAUAGCUCGAACACCGCCGUCAGGGAGCACUGCAACGGCCUCGUCCUACUACUCUCCCACAUGGUGGUCAACCCUGCAACGCGGCAGUGCGCGCGGUUGCCGCCGCUGCCACCGCUGCCCUCGCGCGCCGGGAUGGAGGAUUUCUACGUCUUGGGAGGAGACAAGUUUCUGGUGUUCGAUCCUAGUGUCUCCCCUCACUACGAGGUGGUAUCGAUCCCUCUCGUUCCAUUUGAGGAGAGGCUGGGCCGGAUGCCCAGGGAAUCGGAGUGGCCGCCGUCGCCGUUCGACCUGCCCGUCUACUCGUCGGACACGAAGCGGUGGGAGGAGAGGGCGUUCGUCCGGCAAGGAGGCGCCGCGGGAACCAUCGCCGGCAUGCUGGAGGAGGACAGGCUAGACCUGGACGUGAAGCUCUACGGCGUGUACCUGCGCGGAGCGCUCUACGCGCAGAUCCAAAUUAAAACGACUUCUGCUGCAGGAUAUCUAUGGCGGACCGUAAGUAUCGGGUGAUCCGCCCUCCGGCGGGCAUGGAGACGGC
Messenger RNA from Triticum urartu, 793 nucleotides. The record is from RefSeq and is a predicted model, not a curated record. Lineage: Eukaryota; Viridiplantae; Streptophyta; Magnoliopsida; Poales; Poaceae.